AUGAGCGUCCGCGUGCUUGCCCGCAUACGUCCCUUGCUCAAGGCAGAGCUGGACAAGGACACGAUUGUCACGGCCGAGAAGACCGGUGCCGACGAGAAUGUCGCGCCCUCGAUUGUCCGCAUUCCGAAUCCCAAGAACGAUGCCGAGUCCUUCAGCUUCCAGUUCAACAGCGUCUAUGACCGCGAGACCACCCAGCACGAGCUCUUCGACAAAGAGGUCGCGCCCACGGUCAAGCAUCUGUUCAAUGGCUUCGAUGUUACCAUUUUCGCGUAUGGUGUUACGGGAACCGGAAAGACCCACACGAUGCGCGGCGGCAAGUCGCUGGCGGACAGAGGUGUCAUCCCGCGGUUGCUCAGCAGCAUAUAUCGCCGGUGCAGGAAGAUGGAAAAGGAUGGAGAGACACAAGUCUCGGUGUCUAUGAGCUACUACGAAAUCUACAACGACCGCGUUUACGACCUUUUUGAGCCACCCGAGAAGCGGACGCCAGCCGGUCUGCCGAUCCGCGACAACAACGGAAAGACGGUUGUGGUGGGAUUGACUGAGAGGCCAUGCACGACGCUGAAGGAGUUUGAGCAGCUGUAUGAUGAGGCCAACGUCAAUCGUUCUACGUCUGCCACGAAGCUGAACGCACAUUCAUCUCGUUCUCACGCAAUACUAUGUGUUACGGUAACACAGACUACGGCUACCCACACCCGUGUCUCGAGGGCCUCGGCCAUUGACCUGGCAGGUUCCGAGGACAACAGAAGAACGGAUAACAACCGGGAGCGGCUCGUUGAAUCCGCGGCUAUCAACAAAUCAUUGUUCGUCCUAGCACAAUGCGUUGAAGCUAUUAGCAAAAAGCAACACCGAAUUCCGUACCGCGAGUCCAAGAUGACUCGAAUUCUGGCCCUGGGUCAGAACAACGGACUAACCCUAAUGAUUCUAAAUUUGGCACCUGUUCGUUCUUAUCAUCUAGAUACCCUUAGCUCUCUGAAUUUUGCGAAUCGAACGAAGAAGAUCGAAGUCGCCGAGGUGGAAAACGAGCCUGUCUUGAAGAUGGCACCGCCGAAGACGACUAGCAGCGUCGGAGGCCCGACCAUGGCGCGCCAGCCUUUGCGAGCUUUGGCCGCAGCCGCUAAUGCCAAGGUUGCCGAACCCCCAAAGAAGACGGAUAAGCCUGUGAAGGCAUUCUCUGUUUACACAGACAAGAGCAAGCCGGCGCCCAAGCCAACUACAACGCGCCGCACCGAGACACUUAAGCGAGGACCCGUCGAGGUUACUUCUUCCACUAGACCUGCGAAGUCCAUUCGUGCAGUCCAAAGCCCUGGCUAUGGCCGCCAGCCUGCUGCCGCACCCGCUGCUGCACCUGCUGCGCUUUCCAAAGAGGCCAUUGAAGAGCUCAUCGAACGCCGCUUGGACGAGAAGCUGGCUGAGCGCGCAUUGAAUGAGACGUCGACCAUCCAAACCCAGGACAUCAGCGAAGCCGUACAAAAGCGUCUCGACGAUCUGGAGCGCCGUGUUGGAAAAGAGGAAGAUGGCCGCGCCGAAGGGCUGCACUUCCUGCUCAUGGCCAAGCAGCACCACGUUCGCGGGGAGGACAUCAGCGCCCUGAAGAUGUAUCAGUUGGCGCUGCCGCACUUCCCCGAAAACGAAAAGCUGAGUCAGAAGAUCCUUGACCUGCAGGAGAAGAUCCGGCAAAAGAAGGAGGCCAGAAGCAGGGUGGAGGACCAGGAAAACGCGCCUCUCCCUGUGGAAGUCAAGACGAGGUCGAUGAUCGAGCCCAUCGCCGCACGCACGCACACGACCGCACUAGCGAAGCAGCCAUUGAGACGGCCCAUCUCCGCGCCCGUGUCCGCCGCGCCAACCGAGCGCGUCUUCUCGCGCAAAGCAGCAGCAGUAGCCGCCCCGGCCGAAGACGUCGAGAUGGCAGACCACGACGACGACCGCAUCGAGGAGGAGGACGAGCUGGCCGGCAACCGCUCCGACGACAACAACGACGCCGCCGACGCAGACUACAAGGACGACGCCGACGCGUACCAGGAGGACGACUCGUUCGUGUACAAGCCGAAAGCGGCGCCCAAGCGGCGCAAGAAGGCCAAGAUGCACGUGUUCCGCGACACCAGCGCGUCCGCGACCCCGACCAUCACCACGAGCCGUAAUUCCAGCGCCAGCAGCGCCGUAGCUGCCGCGGUCCCCGUCCCCGCCGCCUCCCGCACGCACUCGACCUCCGUCUCGCUCGCCCCGCCCGCCUCCGACGCCCCGCCCAUGACGCCCCGCACGCAGCGCCUGCUGCACAUCAUCAACACGCGCGACCUGGCGCAGAUCAAGCUGCUGAAGGGCGUGGGCGCCAAGAAGGCAGAGGCCAUUGUGAACUGUCUCUGCGAGAUGGAUGGCGCGGUGGGGGCGGACCAGAGCGAGGAGCGGCUGAUUACGGACUUGGAGCAGCUUGGGGGGUUGAAGGGGGUUGGGUUCAAGUCGGUCGAGAAUAUGCGGUUAGGGUUGGGGGUGGCGGUGUAG
This is a messenger RNA of Aplosporella prunicola CBS 121167, 2496 nucleotides long. RefSeq lists its product as uncharacterized. Gene Ontology annotation, biological process: microtubule-based movement; mitotic spindle organization. The record is from RefSeq and is a predicted model, not a curated record. NCBI's taxonomy places the organism in Eukaryota, Fungi, Ascomycota, Dothideomycetes, Botryosphaeriales, Aplosporellaceae. The coding region runs from base 1 to 2496 and encodes 831 amino acids. The transcript has 3 exons. Gene Ontology annotation, molecular function: microtubule binding; ATP binding; microtubule motor activity.